This is a messenger RNA of Pieris macdunnoughi, 2115 nucleotides long. The record is from the annotation of a GenBank genome assembly. Lineage: Eukaryota; Metazoa; Arthropoda; Insecta; Lepidoptera; Pieridae.
AUGGUCAAGAUUAUUAUCACUGUAAAACUUCGGCAAGAAAGUAAGGCUUUGCCCGGGCAGAACGAGCACGGGCACGGUGCACUGGCGUACGGCGGCAAGCAGGUGGGCGUGGCGCAGGCGCGUCCCGCCGCCCCAUACGCACCUAACUAUGCGCCCGCGCAGCUGCGACUGCAUCAGGCCUCCUACGGCUCCGCUCCGCUAUACAGCUAUGGGCGAGCGUCUGGGGAGUACCGGACGGGCGCGCGAAUGUCGCUGCUGGGCUCGGCCUACCUGCCACCGCCGGUUCAGCCUGCCCACCAUCCACCGCCCGCUGAUCCUCCACCAUUCAAGAAGAUCCGCCUCACCGCAGACCACCAUCCUCAACAGCUUAGAGUCGAUACGAGGGAGCCCGUUAUGAACUCAUAUAGCACGGUGGAGGUGCUGUCGCCCAAUCCGCCCUCGGAGCCAACCAUCGAAGAUCAGAACUUUCGUACCACCAAGGAUGACUUGUUGCAGCAAAUAUCUAAGGUGGAUAGAGAGAUGGCGCUGUCGGAAACGACACUAGCGAAGCUGAAGAAGAAGCAAGAAGAGUUAGAGCAAUCAGCUUCGAAACCGGCAGCCGCUGCGGAGCCCGAGGAAGCGCCGCCCCGACACCGAUCCCUCGCGCAGUGCAUCUAUGCCGAUAAUAGGAAACGGGCGGCGGCAGGUCACGCGGCAUUGGCACACCUCGGUCCGGCGGUGACGUACCCGUUGUACAAUCAGCCGCAGGACACGCUCGUUUAUCAUGAAAACAUAAGGCGACAUAAAACCUUCCGGAAACGAUUAUCUUUGCAUCUGAAUAAUUUGAGAGUGGAGGCUGAGAAGAGAGAAGAUGCCUUAGCGGAAGUGUAUAGCCGCCGCGCAGCAGAAUGGAUGCGACGAGUAGAACGCAUUGAACAAGGACAGAAGAGAAAAAUUAAAGACGCAAGGAAUAGGGAGUUCUUUGAAAAGGUGUUCCCGGAGCUACGAAAACAGCGGGAAGAGCGCGAGCGGUUGUUAAGACUGGGCGCCAGAGUCAAGUCUGAGGCGGAAUUAGAAGAAAUCGCGGACGGGCUACACGAGCAGGAACAUGAAGACAAGAAAAUGCGGUCCUUAACCGUUGUACCGCCGUUAUUACGAGAUCCAAGCCUACCCCGGUUACCCCUUGACGUAAACCAGCGUAAAAUCGAUAUGGAGACUGAACAUAAAGAGCUGCAACUGCGAAAUGUAUGGUCCCCAGUCGAAAAGGACCUCUUCAGAGACAAAUUUCUACAGCACCCUAAGAACUUUGGCCAGAUCUCCUCCUUCCUACCCCGCAAGACCGUUCGGGAUUGCGUUAGAUUCUACUACCUAUCAAAGAAGGCAGAGAACUACAAGCAGUUACUCCGUAAGCCACGUCCAAGAAGACACGCGAGGCCUCGGCCACCACCCGAGCCAGAACUGAUCCAUGCUUCCAGUGGGGUUACAACGCGUCUUCAACGAUCGCAGGGGACUAGGGUAGCUGAUAAGGACACCACCAGUCUGGAAGAAGCAGUUGUGGCCGAUAUCAAUGGCAUCCCUAUGCCUCCCCAAGCACCUCCCUCUGCGCAUCCCUCCAGGUCGGAACUUAGUCGAACGCCUCCCUUGCCACCGUCACCUCCGCUGGCGUCGUCGGCACCACCAGCCGUCAGCAUCGGGAUGACGACACCGUUGCCUUCGCUGGAACAGUCAUCCACAACACCGAGCCUGAUGGGGGCGGACGGCGAGGCUGGGCAAAGCGAGUCGGUGUGUGUCAGCGCCAUCAGCUUGCCCCCAGGCAGUCCCACGGCUCCCGAACCCACGCCGCCACCCGUCGACGCCGUCCUACCAACGGGAGACACCACCUCUGUUAUUACGACCACGUCGAGUCAAGUGGCAAGCAUAAGCAUGUCUGGUGGCGCAAACGCAGGCAGCCAACCGCCCACCCCGCAGCCCGCAACACCAACGUCACAACCAACACCGCCAACGUCACAGCCAAAUCCGCCCACGCCGCAGCCUGCGGCGACACCGACGCAUCCACCGCCCACGCCCGAGCCAGGUAAGGGCGUGUAUAGUCUCCACACUCAAAAAAUUCAACAGUUGGGAGAGUGCAAUUUUUGA